GCCGUUAAUUUCAAUGUCAGAUACUGUAUCUGAAUCUGAUCUCACACUCCACUUUAAAAUAAUCAGCUAAAAAAAAAAAAACAGAACACAUAAGGUUAGGUGGCCACGUUUGUUCAUCUCUUAUAUCUCAGCUUACGUUUGAUCUCACCGACCUACCUGUGUUUCAUCAAUGGCGACUCUCUGCUUCCAAUCUCCCUCCAAACCCAUCUCCUACUUCCACCCCAAAUCCAAACCCUCUCCGCCCCUUUCCACCAAAGUCUCCCUCUUUCGAUGCAGAGCCUCCGUACAAACCAUCGUCGCUGUCGAACCGGAGCCCGUCUUCACCUCCGUCAAGACUUUCGCCCCCGCCACCGUCGCUAACUUAGGACCCGGCUUCGACUUCCUAGGCUGCGCCGUCGACGGCCUCGGCGACCACGUGACUCUCCGCGUCGACCCCUCCGUCCGCGCCGGCGAGGUUUUGAUCUCCGAGAUCACCGGAACCACGACCAAGCUCAGCACGAACCCUCUCCGGAACUGCGCCGGCAUCGCCGCCAUCGCGACGAUGAAGAUGCUGGGGAUCAGAUCGGUCGGGCUGUCGCUGGAUUUGCACAAGGGCCUCCCUUUAGGCAGCGGUUUGGGCUCGAGCGCCGCGAGCGCCGCGGCGGCGGCGGUGGCGGUUAACGAGAUCUUCGGCCGGAAGCUAGGGAAGGGAGAGUUGGUUCUAGCCGGGUUGGAGUCGGAAGCGAAAGUCUCCGGUUAUCACGCCGACAACAUCGCGCCGGCGAUCAUGGGCGGUUUCGUCCUGAUUAGGAGCUACGAGCCGCUUGAUCUGAAGCCGUUGAGGUUCCCGGAGGAUAAAGAGCUUUUCUUUGUCCUGGUGAGCCCCGAGUUCGAGGCUCCGACCAAGAAGAUGAGAGCCGCGUUGCCUACCGAGAUUCCCAUGGUUCACCACGUCUGGAACAGUAGCCAGGCGGCGGCUUUGGUCGCGGCGGUGCUGGAAGGGGACGCGGCGAUGCUCGGGAAGGCUUUGUCGUCGGAUAAAGUCGUGGAGCCGACGAGGGCUCCGUUGAUUCCCGGGAUGGAGGCUGUGAAGAAGGCGGCUUUGGAAGCGGGGGCGUUUGGAUGUACGAUCAGUGGGGCUGGACCGACGGCUGUGGCCGUGGUUGAUGCGGCGGAGAAAGGGGAGGAGAUCGGUGAGAGGAUGGUGGAGGCGUUUAUGAGAGGUGGGAACUUGAAAGCUGUUGCUUGUGUGAAGAAGCUUGAUAAGAUUGGUGCUAGGCUUGUCAGUAGCAUCUCCAGGUGAUUUGAGACUAAUGUUUUUGAAAAAUUUCAUGGGAUUUGGAAUAGUUCUUCUUCCUAUGUAAGUUACAGAUGAUAAUAAAGAUGCCAACUUUAGACUUUGUAUCCCACAAAGAUUCAUGGGACAAUGUUCUCUGACAUUGUGGGCUUGAUGGGAGUUUUGAUUGGAUGUUCAGUGGUGUAGGGGUAUGUGAUUUCAAAUAAUACUGUUGUAGCUCUCAUGUGUUUCGACUGAAUUGAUGUAUGAGAAUAGUUAAGACCUGUUUGCAAAGCA
This is a messenger RNA of Brassica napus (rape), 1552 nucleotides long. RefSeq names its product homoserine kinase-like. Gene Ontology annotation, molecular function: ATP binding; homoserine kinase activity. The record is from RefSeq and is a predicted model, not a curated record. NCBI's taxonomy places the organism in Eukaryota, Viridiplantae, Streptophyta, Magnoliopsida, Brassicales, Brassicaceae. The coding region runs from base 170 to 1282 and encodes 370 amino acids. The transcript has a single exon. Gene Ontology annotation, biological process: L-threonine metabolic process.